This is a messenger RNA of Schistosoma spindalis, 1953 nucleotides long. The record is from the annotation of a GenBank genome assembly. Lineage: Eukaryota; Metazoa; Platyhelminthes; Trematoda; Strigeidida; Schistosomatidae.
UAGUAAUAAUAAUAAUAAUAAUGAUUAUGAUUAUCAACGGAUGAUGAUAAUCACGAUACAAUUAUUAAUUCGUUCCUAUUUGAAUUAUGAUACAUAGAAAACAAACAAGACAGAUAUUAUCCUUUGUUUGAAACAAUAUUCCCAUAUGUAUAUGUAUAUGUACAUGAUAUAGAUAUAUGAUUACAUAUAUACACACGGCUGAGUUCAAUAUACAAUGUUUAACAUUCACUAUUGAAUGAUAAUUUGGUUUAUAUAAGAUUUCAUUAUCUUAUAAUUAAUUGUAUAUGUAUACUUGAAGGAUUACCAUUAUUAAGAGUUUUUACAUUAGAAAAACAAAACGUUGAUUUUAUUUUACAAGGAACCUUCAUAAAUGAAUUGAUUAUAAUGUCCGGAUUGUAUUAUCGUCCUAGUACAAGUGAACUAAAUUCAGAAGUGAUGAACCAAGAAGGAGAAGAUGAUGAGAGCCCAUUAAACAGUUUACUGAAUGAUGUCCCAAAUUAUAUGCAACCUGAUCCUAUAAAAUCUAAACAUAAUUCAGCUGUGAAACCAGAUAAAAAGAAUAUCAAGGAUGAAUCAGUAAAUAUUAAGAAAAUCUCUUCUCGUUCUAGUGAUCAGCAUCGUUAUCAUCAAAAAAAUAAUCCGAAUAAUGAUAUAAAUCAAUCACAAGAUGAUCAUAAUUUCAAUGAAAAUAUAAAUUAUUUAUCAGAGAAACAAUCAUUAAUUAAUAAAAAUUCUAAAUAUUGGCCACAAUAUCUUAGUUCAGAUUAUUUAGAUCCAAUGGAAAAACAUUUUGAAUUCACCAAUUGGGAUUGGUUACGAUUAAAUGUACUUGGAUCUGGUUGGGAAGAUCUACUUAGAGAAAUACCAGUCAGUCGUAAAGAAGCAUUAAAUUUACUUGUGAUUAUGAAGAAGAAAUUACUUAGAGCAGCAAGUGAAUUAACAUUUUACAAAGAACGUGUUACUAUUUUACAAGAUCAAUUAAUUCAUCAAAAGAGAAAUGAAGAGAAAUUGAUUCGGCUUCAAGCUGAAUUCAAAUCUCAAUCAUUAGAUUUAGAAAAACUUAGCAAACAAGUCUCAAGAGUUCCAUUAUUGGAGAGAACAGUUAAACAACAAGAAGAACUUAUUUGUCGAUUAGAAACCCUUCUUGAACGUCAAAGAAAACAAGCAUUAAAUGUAAAUCAUUCAAAUUAUUCAAUAAAUCCAUUAAAUACAUUAGAUAAUGAAUUAAUAGAAUCAUUUAAUGAUAAAUCAAUAAUAAAUUAUCAAACAAUUAAUCCAAAUCAUUCAAUGACAACAAUGACAUUAAGAAAUUUAUCUAAUGAAAAUGAACAAUUACGUAAUACUAUUACUGAAUUAAAUAGAACUGUAUGUAAUUUAGCUAAACAACAACAAGAUAAUAAUGAAUAUCAUCAAACUAUUGAACAAAAAUAUCAUGAAGAAAUUCAAGCAUUAAAAGAACAACAAAAUCGUUUAGAAGAACAAACAAUAUUGAAAAAUAAAAGACUUGAUCAAAUUGAAAAUGAAAAAUUUCGAACAGCACUUGCAGAUAAUGAACGAUUAGAAUUGUACAAAUUAUUGGAUAAUGCUGAAUUGAGAAUUAAAGCAUUAGAAGAAGAGCUUGAACGUCAAGAUAUUAGGGUACCAAGAAAUUCUAAUGAGAUAGGCGCUUCACGUAAAUCUAAUUUAUCAAAAGAACAUGCUUGGAAAUACUCUGGUCCAAUUAAAACUAGACAAUCUUUCCCAUUGUUAAAUAGAGAAAAAGAAAAAUGUCAUCUUCUUCAUUACCAACAUAAACAUGUAUCCAAUGUAUAUGCAAAACAACCAUUAGAAUCCUAUGAAUCAAUUACAUGUUUACCUAAUCAUUAUAUACCAUCAUAUCAUAUACAUAAUAAUAGUAAUAAUACUAAUGAUAAAUACAACUAUGACUUAAACAAAGAUGGCAACAACUUUUAG